GAUUCAGAAGAAUUGAGAAUGAAGGGGAGUCCAAUCUCUGGGGGCAGUCUUACACAAAGUCCUGUGGUGAAAAAUCUACCUGAGCAGGUUCUAGGGUUUUUUUUGAAAGGCUGUCUGGGGUCUGGAGUUUUUGUCUUGACCCAUCUCUUUGCCAAAAAUGGUAAUGUAUGAAAUCUGAAAUAACUGAGGAUUCAAAGCUUCAAGCUUCCAAACAUAUGGAUGUAUUAAGCAAUGCAUGCCAAUUGUAAAGCAAAUUGGGGCCAGUUGGUACUGGACCCUAAAUACAGAGAGACAGAUUUUUAUGCAUUGAAAGCAAACAAUUGACAGGAUAUAAACCAGGACACAAGAUUAGGUAAACUAAGAAGAAGCCAUGAACCUUCCAUCAAAUGACUGGAGCUGUUGGGCUUUAAUAUCAAUUUGUUGCUUAUUUUGGAGAGUGAGUGGAUCAAACCCAGCUAUGAAUUCUAGGCCUAAUAUUGUACUCUUCAUGGCAGAUGACCUUGGCAUUGGAGAUUUAGGUUGCUAUGGUAAUAAUACAAUGAGCACCCCUAAUAUUGACCGCCUUGCUAGAGAAGGGGUAAAACUCACUCAGCAUCUAGCAGCAGCUUCAAUGUGCAGUCCAAGCAGAGCUGCCUUCCUGACUGGCAGAUACCCCAUCAGAUCAGGUAUGAGUUCUUCCUUCAAUAUGAAUCGUGCCAUUCUUUGGCUUGGUGGUUCAGGAGGUCUUCCAACAAAUGAAACCACGUUUGCCAAGAUGCUUCAACAACGUGGUUAUAGGACUGGAUUGAUAGGAAAAUGGCAUCAAGGUUUAAGUUGUGCCUCCCGAAAUGACCACUGUUAUCAUCCACUAAACCAUGGGUUUGAUUACUUUUUUGGAAUGCCUUUUACUCUCCUGAAUGAAUGUCAAGCAACAAAAACACCGGAGAUACACAGAGCUCUCAGAAUCAAGCUCUGGAUUUCCAGUGUGGCUCUUGGCCUUGUGCCCCUCUUACUUCUCAUUCCCAGAUUUGCUGGAUGGUUCAAAGUCCCAUGGACUGUUGUUAUCAUCACUGCUCUUGUGGCCUUCUUGUUUUUCACCACUUGGUAUUCUAGUUAUGGAUUCAUUCGUCGUUGGAAUUGCAUCCUUAUGAGAAAUCAUGAGAUUAUUCAACAACCUAUGAAAGAAGAAAAAGUGACUUCUCUGAUUUUGAAAGAGGCUCUUUCAUUUAUUGAAAAGUACAAACAUGGGCCCUUUCUUCUCUUUGUGUCCUUUCUUCAUGUGCACAUUCCACUUGUAACUAAAGAGAAGUUUGUGGGGCGCAGUAAAUAUGGACUAUAUGGGGACAAUGUAGAAGAAAUGGAUUGGAUGGUAGGCAAAAUUCUUGAUGUUAUCGACAAGGAAUAUUUGAGAAAUAACACACUUGUAUAUUUUACUUCUGACCAUGGAGGUCGUUUGGAGUCUCAGGAAGGAAAAUCCCAGCUUGGUGGUUGGAAUGGAAUGUACAAAGGAGGCAAAGGAAUGGGAGGCUGGGAAGGGGGAAUUCGGGUGCCAGGAAUAUUUCGAUGGCCAAUGAUCCUUCCAGCUGGUGGAGUGAUUAAUGACCCUACAAGUCUCAUGGAUAUUUAUCCAACAUUGUCUUAUGUGGCUGGAGCAAUAUUGCCACUAGACAGAGUGAUUGAUGGCAAGAACCUGAUGCCUUUACUACAAGGUAGAGUUUUUCAGUCAGGACAUGAAUUCCUUUUCCAUUACUGUGGAAUAUACUUACACACAGUACGGUGGCAUCAAAAAGACUGUGAUACAGUGUGGAAGGCUCAUUAUGUGACUCCAAAAUUUCAGCCAGAGGAAGGCAGAGCCUGCUAUUGGAGUGGUCUUUGUCCAUGUUCAGGGGAUGUCAACUACCAUGACCCUCCUUUGCUGUUUGAUAUUUCAAGGGACCCUUCUGAAGAGCAUCUUCUUACUCCUGAAAAUGAAGGGCUUUUUGACGCAGUGAUAAAGAAAAUGGAAGAGGCGGUGAAAGAGCACCGGAGAACAUUGAUGCCCGUCCCACAGCAGUUCUCUGUAUUCAACACCAUCUGGAAACCAUGGCUCCAACCUUGCUGUGGGACUUUCCCAUUUUGUGGUUGUGAUAAGGAAGAUGACACUCUACCUACUGGCCUAUGAGGAAACCAAGCUGCUGGUUACUAGGAUCUGCUUUACAUAUUAUUUGAAAGUUAAAAUAAGCAUAUAUGAAACAAAUUAACAGCUUAUUUUCGUUUGGAAUCUGAAAGAAUGGCUUUAGGAGCCUUUUCCUUUGUCUAUUAUUUUUCUUUUUUUUUUCUCCAAGGAGUUCAAUAAAUCAAUUUUUUUCAGUAUAGUAAACCCAAUUUAAAACAUUUUGUUAAGUUCUAACUUUAAAAUGUCAACAAAGCAUUACAUAUCAGGACUUGGUUCAAGAUGACACUUUGAGAAAUCUUUUAAUUCUAUCAACAUUGCUUAUACUUGUAAUAUCUCAAUUUUAAAGUUUAAAAGUAUUUUCUCUAGCAACUUUUGCUUGCAAUUUACAACAUGUUUAGUUUUACAUGAUCUGCUCAAUUUAGUAGCAAAUAAUAAUUAGGAUUCAAUUUCCAUUUGAAACUCAAGAUAUUUACCAGUCCAGUGACUGACAUGAAGGAAAGGCAGGGAGUGGCACUCGUAUUCUUUGGAAGUCAAAAUUCUGCUAUUCUAGUCUCAGCACAUGAAAACCACUCCAGACUAUUCCACCAGAUUCCUGUGCAUCUGUUUACCUGUUUUCAUGGUUUUAUCACCUUUCUCCCUUCUUUCUGUCUUUGAUGUCUUCUUUUCCUUCUCUUUCUUAUUCCCUGUCUCUGUGU
Phascolarctos cinereus (koala) is the source of this 2829-nucleotide messenger RNA. NCBI's taxonomy places the organism in Eukaryota, Metazoa, Chordata, Mammalia, Diprotodontia, Phascolarctidae. The record is from RefSeq and is a predicted model, not a curated record.